CACUAUAUAGUUGGUCAGUGGAAUGGUAAAUACCAUGUCCAUAGUCGUGCGUGGAAUUCAUUUCAUAUAGAGGUUCUAUAGUGACCAUACUCGCUUGAAUAGUGGAGCAGUGAAAAGGCCUAUUACGAAAAAAAGCCUUCCUGGUUAUAAUAUUACCUCAUUUAAUAAAAAAAAUAACAGCUUUAGGAAAGUUUCUAAAUAACUUUUGGUUAAUUUAUUUGGCGCCAAGUGUUUGGGUCUCACUUAAUUUAGUAAAUCUCUGUUUUCAUGUCGUGGAUAUAAAAGGAAUUGUGUAUAUAAAGUGUUUUAAUUCCUGCAAAUCGUUCUGAGGAGCAUAAUUUGUGAAAAUUCUUGAAAAAUUUUCAGGCCAUCAACAUGUGGUUCGAACCACUAAUGGGCAUUGCUGCAGCGGCUGCCAUUGGCUGGCUGUACUGGAGGUGGACUCACAGACGUAUGCUGGAGCUGGCAGCCAAGGUGCCAGGGCCACCAGCAUUACCCAUCCUUGGGAAUGCCCUCAUCUUCAUGGUGAAUCCUGGAGAGAUCCUGAACAAAAUCGAAGCGCUGUGCCAAACUUACGGAGACUACUUCAAAUUCUGGUUGGGACCAGAUCUCAAUAUUUGUGUCAAGAACCCAACUGAUAUCAGGACACUACUGGCCAGCAAUAAGGUGAACCAGAAAGGGCCACUGUACGAGCUCCUUGUACCAUUUAUAGGCUAUGGUAUUCUAACGGGGGGUCCCACAUGGCGCAACCAACGGAAGACAGCAAAACCUUCUUACAACAAGAAGUCAGUGGAACACUUCACGCCUAUAUUUAAUGAAGAGGCUGAGCAGCUCGCAAGGUUCCUUAGCCAUAAGGACCCGAAUGUGUCCUUCGAUGUUUUCAAAGACGUCGUUAAGUGUACCACGCAGAGUGUUAAUCAAACUCUUAUGGGAUUGUCAAAAGAAGAUUCACAAAACCUGCACAGAAUGGAGGAAAUGGUUGCCAGAACACGAGACAUGUACCAGCUAAUAUUCGAAAGAAUGACAAAAUGGUGGCUGCAAAUACCCUUCAUCUACUGGCUGGUGGGGAAGAAGAAGAAGCAACUGUACUUCCAGAAGCUGGUCGAUGAUUUCUCCAGCGAUAUCGUAAGAAGAAGAAGGAAGGCCUUAGAGGUUACUACGCCUGAUGAAGAAUGUAUGGGUGUUGCGGAUCGAUAUAUACUGCAAGGGGAUUUGAGUGAAAAUGAAAUUAAGAGGGAUACCUUUACUUUGUUUACUACGAGUCAAGAGGCAGCUGCAAAAAUCGCAUCAGGAGUUCUGAUGUUCCUUGCUCAUUUACCGGAUUGGCAGGAAAAGGUGUACAAAGAGAUGAUCGAGGUGGUAGGUCCAAGUGGCCCCGUGACCAGUGAGCAGUUGAAACUGCUGCAUAGCUUAGACAUGGUGUUCAAGGAGACGCUGAGAUACUUCCCUAUUGCUGCGCUCAUACAGAGGACUGUGGAGGAAGAGAUUACUAUUAAUGAAGGUAAAAUCACCCUUCCAGCGGGUACAUCCUUAGUAAUACCGCUGCACCACCUGCACCGUGACCCUCGUCACUGGAAGGAGCCGCACAGGGUGAUGCCAGAGAGGUUCCUGCCUGAGAACGUGAAGAAACGAGACCCUAACGCCUUCGUGCCGUUCAGUUUGGGCCCUAUGGAUUGUUUAGGUCGAGUAUACGCCACAGCCCUAAUAAAGACCAUAAUAGUAUGGGUCCUUCGGUACGUAAAGUUAGAACCAGCAGGCAGCUUAGAUAAUAUCAAACUGCACGUCGCGAUCUCCGUCUCCUGCGCAGACGGGUACACCAUCAGAGCUAGGCCGAGGAAGAAUGGGAGAAUAAAUGGUUUUACUUGAGAA
Helicoverpa zea (corn earworm) is the source of this 1869-nucleotide messenger RNA. RefSeq names its product cytochrome P450 4g15-like (gene CYP367A1). The record is from RefSeq and is a predicted model, not a curated record. The transcript is spliced from 11 exons. Bases 376 to 1866 code for a protein of 496 amino acids. NCBI's taxonomy places the organism in Eukaryota, Metazoa, Arthropoda, Insecta, Lepidoptera, Noctuidae. Gene Ontology annotation, molecular function: iron ion binding; oxidoreductase activity, acting on paired donors, with incorporation or reduction of molecular oxygen; heme binding.